AAAUGUACCGUAAUCAUUAGAGAAGUCAUCUAAAUAAUCUUUGGGUACAUAGUAAUAAGAAGGACUAUUCUAAACGCCAUGGAAUCUCUUUCUAGUAAAUUGACUCAAGAAUUAGAUCAUUAUAUUUUAUUAAAAGAGAAAUAUAAUCAAGCACAAGUAACAAUAGCAGAGAUACUGUUCUCGCAAAAAAGAGUUGAAGCGGAACUUGAAGAGCUAGAGGAUCUUGAAGAUGAUGUUAAAGUUUACAAACAAAUUAGUCGAAUGUUCUCACAACGCUCAGUUGGAUCCUUACGUGAGUUUUUAAAAGCCGAGCUUUGCGAGUUAGACGAGCAGUUACCUAAACUACGAGAAUUAGAGACAAGCUUUCAAACUCGUUUAAAAAACUCUCAAACUACAUGUGUUGAGCUUGAGAACAAGAUAAAAACGUUUUCUGCAUCAAAAUCUUCAGACCUAUAAAAUUUCUAUAGAUCGCUGAUGCAGGCGGUUUUACCACUUUUUUGAAAUAAUUGAAUCAUUUUUACUCUAUAAUUGCGAAAAAAAAACGAUCAUAAUCUC
Messenger RNA from Hylaeus volcanicus, 555 nucleotides. RefSeq lists its product as uncharacterized. Gene Ontology annotation, cellular component: prefoldin complex. Bases 79 to 456 code for a protein of 125 amino acids. Lineage: Eukaryota; Metazoa; Arthropoda; Insecta; Hymenoptera; Colletidae. Gene Ontology annotation, biological process: protein folding. The record is from RefSeq and is a predicted model, not a curated record. The transcript has 6 exons.